This is a messenger RNA of Aspergillus nomiae NRRL 13137, 1569 nucleotides long. Its product is annotated as putative C6 transcription factor. The record is from RefSeq and is a predicted model, not a curated record. The coding region runs from base 1 to 1569 and encodes 522 amino acids. The transcript has 3 exons. Gene Ontology annotation, biological process: response to xenobiotic stimulus; regulation of DNA-templated transcription. Gene Ontology annotation, molecular function: DNA-binding transcription factor activity, RNA polymerase II-specific; zinc ion binding. NCBI's taxonomy places the organism in Eukaryota, Fungi, Ascomycota, Eurotiomycetes, Eurotiales, Aspergillaceae.
AUGAGUGACACGGUGAGAAAACGCUCCAGGAUCGCUUGCGUCUCCUGCCAAUCACGAAAACGUAAAUGCACCGGCGACCAGCCGUGCAGCACAUGUUGUCAAUUUGGCAUCGACUGCCACUACGAUCUGCUGUCCCGCAAGAAAAAGGACGCAAGGUCUUUUAGACCGCAGCAACCAAUUCCUCCAAUAGCCAGCACUACGUCCCGUAAUGAAACCAUCCCCAAGAGUCACCGCGAGGGGACUACAGGCGACUCCCCUGACAUAUCUGUUCACUCCUUGGAAGCCAAUUCAGGAGCAGCAUUUGUACGGAGGUUGGGUCUCAAGAUCGACCCAGCUAAUGCCCCGAGGUUAGACCUGUUCGCCUGGAAUGUGGGUGCUCGCCAUCCGACUCCUUCUUUGAUGCCCCCGUCGUCAAUGCCCAGGGCAGUAAGCGUUGUAGACAUCAUUUCUCUGGACGAAAUGAAGCUGCUAGCCGCCACGUUUUUCGAGAAGGUAGAUCCGUGCUACGGCUUCAUCGAUCGGGACCAUCUGUUCCGCCAACUGGGCAGACGAUGGCUUUCCCCAUCAUCGGAGUCUGUGUUGCCCUACGGACCAAUUUCAGCUGGCCGAGACUGCCGCCUAAUCCUUGACCAGCACAUGCUCUCUGAAACACCUUCAUCAGUCGACAUCGUCACUGGCUGGGUGCUUCGAGUGGCAUACUUGCGUACGACAGCUGCUCCCGAUGCCGCUUGGAUGGCCAGUUGUUCGCUGAUGCAUCUCAUUGAAGCCACCGGCCUUCAUCUGGAGCCCUCGUCAGACACAGUCCUCGGGAAAUCGGCAGAGACGUGCCACCCAGAAAUCCGGCGGAGGCUAUAUGCCAUGCGCGCCAUCUUAACGGAGAUUUUUAAUCUCCUCCCAAUAUCAGAAAGUUUGGACCCAAACAAAGCGCAGGACUCCCUAGACCUAGAGUCAGCGCUGGCGAAUGUUCUAGAUCUCGUUCACCCCCUCGCCUCACAUACCCUGGCCCAAUGCAACCUGAUGCUCUGCAUCUACCGGCGCUUGCGUGGCCUCGACUCCGUUAUAGCUGGAUCUCUCCUUGACCAAGUACUUGAGCUAGCAAGAAAGGGCCUGCAGGCCUCUCGCGACAUGAUUGCAUCGAUCAGUCCGUGGCAUCAGACCGCCAACGUACCCUUCCAGAUCAUUUGCACAUUACUAGCGAUCGAUAAUCGUGCUUCGUUAGCACUGUUAGGCGAUGCGAUGCAGACACUGCGCGAGGUCGCCUUAGCGUACGAUACAGACGUCAUGAGGGAGGCCUACAGUACGGCAUACCUGCUGAUCCUGCUCCACCAACGACGAAAGGAAGAGGACACGAGAACCCUUCGAGGUGUUUUGCGUGCCAACUCCACUGCCUCGGCUACACAGGCGGAGAUCACGGAACCCACGAUCGAGUCGACUCACUCACUCGCAGACUACCCGGGGUUCUCGUGGUUGAGUGAUCUGGUGAUUGAUAUGCCAGGCCUGCAAAACUUUGAUCUUGAAAGUUUCCUGGCAACCGACAAUUCAUGGCCGCUGCCGGAGCCAGGGAUGUGA